Molecule: messenger RNA, 7786 nt
Organism: Stylophora pistillata
Lineage: Eukaryota; Metazoa; Cnidaria; Anthozoa; Scleractinia; Pocilloporidae
Biological process (GO): purine nucleobase metabolic process
Molecular function (GO): hydroxyisourate hydrolase activity
Source: RefSeq, a predicted model, not a curated record
CCGUAACGAUUACAAAAGCUGACGUUUCAAACAUUAGCCCUUCGUCGGAGCGAAGGUUGCAAAAGUGUUGACUUGGGAGGGAAGCACUUCCUCUUGGUAGUGGUUUUACUCUUUAAUGUUAACCCUGACUUAAAAUACUGUCUCUGAGUAGGUCUCCCUCUGGAGCCCAAUUAAUGUUCAGAGACACCAACCUCUGGAGAUCUCAAAUCUAGAGAUUUGUUUUUAUGGACCACCAGCACCCCCCCAACUGAAUUUGCCUAUGCAACCCCCCCCCCAAAACAAAAGUUCAGACUGUGAACCUUCAAGUGUCAGUGAGCAUAUCGAGCAAUUUCAUGGGAAAAAUGUGGAUCUAUCUGUCAGGGAUUUCAAUUGGUCAAAUACUCAUCCAGUCAGACUCUCACUUAGAUAGGUGUAACAAAGAAGAAACUCUCUUUUUUGUUUGCAAUUAAUGAUGUGCAUUGCGCAAGAAAAUGAAGUCAGAAGCCGUAACACAAGCAUAAGAAGCCAAAUGAUUUUGGAAUUUUGGAACAUGUGGAGCUUAAAUCAUGUUUUUUGUGGGCAACUGAUCCAAACUUUCUUUUAUCUGGGAGUUUUGGUCAACCAUAUGGGAGAGCGGGAAAUUAGCUCUGUAUCCAGGAGACUCCCAGAUAGUCCAGGAGAGUUGGAAGAUAUGCUAUUGUUUUGGCAUCAAUUGAGGUAACUUAAGGAAUCCUUUGUCCAUUUUCCUUAAGCCAGAUCUCAAGAAUGGUAUGCCUUUCUGAGGGGUAACAAACCUAGAUAUGCUCUUUUCAUAACCACAACAAGAUCAUCAUUGAGAUGAAUGUAGAAUUUGAAUAAGACAUCAUCCAGUUUCUCUGUUUGCAGUUGCAGAAAAAGGUCAAAGCAGUUCUCUAAAAGACUUGCAUCAAAGCAAGAAAAAAGUUUUUAAUCAGUAGAGAAAUCUAAUUGCCCCGAAUGAGUAUUUUUUUUAUGCAAUAGAUGGUUUAAGGUCAGAAGUUACAGUUAGUUGUGUAGUCUGAUCAAGGACUGAGAAGGAAUUUAAUGAGAAGCAGUGACUGAUGCUUUGCUGAUAACCUGAAUGGAGGUUAUUAUCAGAGUCACGUGAUGUCAUUUCUGGUGUUAAGUGCAUUUGGUGAAGUUGCUUGACUUAGACAAUGUCUUCACCCCAGGUUUUCAAAAUGUCAGUCACUGUUACAGACUCUCUUCACCCACACGAUCAGACUACAUGACCAACCAUUCAAAUUAUCUGACCCUGCCGAGGAGGGCCUGGGUUUUAAAUUGAAUACUCUUCUUGUGAAUGAAACCAAAAGGAAUCUGAAGCAUUUUUAUUGAUCUACUGUUUGGGUUUAAGUAUGAAAGUGUUCAGUGCAGUCUUACACCCUUUGCAUGUGGAAAAAAAAUAAGUUAAAUUUUUUAUGGCUCAUUCUUUGCAGAGAAAGUUGAGUAUGAGCUGUGUCAAAUAAGCUAAACUGACUGUUUAAAGUUUAAUAAAUCACCACGAAAUGAGUUGAGGAAACUUUAGGCAUUUGCAGCUAAAAGAAAGCUGCAUAGUUAGUCAAUAUAAAAUUGGGUUGUGUCAAGCAAAACAAGGCGGAGAGAGGUAUGCAGGGCUCUGGCACUAGUGCUAGACCCCUGCACGCGACUUUGGCAAUUCCCUCCCACGCUAUUGUGACUUUAACUUCAGCUUUUCCUUUAGCUUACAUAAAAUGCUGAAGAUGCUAUCGCUUUCUGCUUAAAGUAUUGAAGGGGAAAAAAACGGAUCUAAAACUUUAAGCCGGCGCAGGAAUCUUACAAAUGUGGCAAACUUGUAGUUUCCAUGCCAACACAUUAUGCCGCAGCAAAAACACGACGGGAAUUGACAGCUGAAGGGAGUUAUCUUCGUAUAGAACCAAAUUCCUUUCAUAAUCUAUAAGGAAUGAACAGAAGUUAGAGAGAAGACCUUCUUAUCGUCAGAUCAGGAGUUGUUCACGACCUGGCACUUAACAAAAGAAAUAUCUCUCGCAACCAUCAAGAAUAGUCCAUUAGAACUGGUGUUAUAGAAGCAGAUAUGAGUAGUGCUUCCGAGUGGAACCUGAAAUUCUGAUAAAUUUAGCCCGUAGAAGCGUGGUUGGAAAUUUUUCUGCGACAGUAGCUUGCAAUAGUUUGAAUUUCCGAACGGAACGGAAUGCUCAACAGUUCGCUUUAAAAUGCUCAAAGGCCGAGACGGAUCACAGCCGUUUUUUCUUAAGUAUCUAUUAUUGUAUAAAUUAUUUAAACCGUUAAGGCGCAUUUUCCUCUCGCAUCACUCGCGCCAUUUGUGUCCUUGCAUUAUAAAAAUAUGCGUGAAAUUUUCCUGUUUAUUGCGAGUAGUGAGGUCACACUGUUAAAAAAAAACUUGCUUUCACACGUCAAUCUACGAAAUAGGAAAGAACUAUAUAUAGCGGAACGAAAACUUAAGGCGAUUUGGUAAGCAUCUGAGUUUUUUCAGCAUUUUUCUAUAUUGCGCUCUGGCUGGUAAAAUGCGGCGAUUUUAUCUUGUUUUAUGUCGAUAGAUUCAAUUUAGAGGGACGUAACUACUUGCGGUUGGGAUAACAUAGAUUACUGCCAGAAUGUCUCUGUUUAAAUAAAGCAGACUCGAAGAUAAUUGAGUUAACUCAAGGAAUUGCAUAACACUGCAGUUGUAGAAAAAUGUCAUUAGAACAUGAUAUUAGAAUUGACACGACAGAAACUUUUUAAGAAGCUCACUUUUUUUAGGCUUGUCUUUCAAACUGAAGAGUUGUUCCCAACGUACUGUUGCAGUUCCAGGUAACUAUGCGUGAAAUGUGGUCAAUUCCAAAUUAAGUUUGACCGUGAAGCACACGAAAAUGAAAUCUGCCACAUCAAUCUAAUUUAAUAAAAUGUUAUUUAUAGCAUUUGCAAAACACCUAAGACCAAAAUAAUUGGUUAGAAAAAAAAAAGAGAAGUAACACACCUACACUUUUUUCACUUUUUCUCCUGUCUGAGCUAAAGAAGAAAAAUCUUUUGUGUCCUUUGUAGAUAGUCGUCGUGUACGACUUCAAACAGAUGUUAAAUCUGGUCAAACUUUAGGAUGACGGUAUUUCAAAAGGUUUACACGUAAUCUUACAUGAUACCGAAAAAAGUAUUUUAACAAACUAAUACUGAUAAUUUCCACUCGAUUGAGUUCACAAUGUCUAGAUCUUCAGUCUCUGCGGAAAUAUUGUCGAACUCUGUUUUUAGCCGGGGGUAAAAAUAUAUGAGCGAUAUAGUAAGUGCUUGAAGAAUUUACUCUUUGCAUUUUGCAAUGAUAUUUGAAAACGUUGUUCCCGUAUUGGCUUUUAUCGGAUUUAGUUUGUAAUAAGUAGGCGCCUACAUUAUGGCAUCGUUUUAAAACGUUUUUCGAGGGCGUGCACAAACCACUCGGAGCAAUCAGUAAAUGCUUCGAAACAACUGCCCUUACAUUAAUCUACACUGUUAUAGUGCUUUGCAAAUUUAAAAAGUGUAGACCUGAUUCUACUGGUACGGUUGAAUCGAAAGAGGAAUCGUCAUUGAUGCGGCUACGCUUUAAGCUUUUUUCGCAUAGCAGUAUUUUUGUUAUAAAUAGCAGCAUUUUUCUAAAGGCAAUAUCUUGACUCGUGUACUCGGAAAGUAAUAUUUCUCUGAAACACAUCGUCGCUGUAUUAGCCCAUGAUUGGAUUUGGACAAUAGCAUUAUUUGACUUCCCCUUGUCCGAACGUUAAAAAGCCGUAUUUGUCGAAUAGUGUCAUGUCGUAUCAAGCGGAAACUAAACUUGAAACAUAUUAAGGACUAACAGCUUUCGUGGUUUGACGUGAAAUCAACUGUUACGUAUGCCUGACUUCUAUAAGGAGCCUAUUGAAAAUUACAUUUUAUUUAAUUUUAGUUUUUUGUUCAAGCUUCUCGUUUAAUAUAUUGUCCAAAUUGUGAAAACUGACGUUGAUUUUCUUGUAGAGCCAAUAUCUUUUCUUAUGAAAAGUUCAACCAUAUUGUUAAUUGUUAUACAUGUCAACAUAGUGUAUUCGUAGUCGCUUGUCUAUUUUUCGAUUAAUUACAAGAAGAUAUGAUACGACAAUUCUCUGUGUGGUAAUAUAACUUGGAGUCACAAUAGAUACGACGAAAAGAAAUCAAUAUUGACUAAAUGUUAUCUUUUGGAAAAUUACCUCGCAAUUGUCUCUGAAAACGUUAGUUAUGAUGGUCUGGAUGUGAGCGAAAGCUGUGAAGAUAGCCGGAAAACGUUUGUUAGAUCCGUGUUUUCGUUUAAGCUGACACCGAGUUUUAUUCGAGGUUAUCUAGUAAUGAUAUCAAAGUCAACCAUACUGGAGAUAUUCUCCGGAAAGGGACCUAAUAUCGUUGACUUCCCACUCGACCUUAAAAAAAGAGCAGGUAUUUGAUGUAAGCUUUUCGGCACCACAGAAAUAAGUCUCUUGAAAUGAAGAAUGAAGAUUAAGUUAUAUUGGACCAGUUGUUACCAAACCUUUACUGUAAACCACGCCAAAGAAUCUGAAAAUCCUUUUAUCGUUAUGAAGGUGGACAGCCCUUCAGGUUUGUUUAAGUCAUCUGCAUCUUUUUCUCUGGUGGAUAACUAUGUUAUAGCGGUAAAUAGGGGUUUGUGCGAUAUAAAUAAUCUUCCCAAGGGUCUACGAUUGCUGGUGAGUGUGUGACAUCACUAUAUAUUGCCCGGCAUCAAAUCAUCUUGAAGUCUUGCUAGCGCGAAUACGCGACAACCUCAAUCUCCGCGCGAUAAUGGACGAAGAAACAAGCUCAGUUGUUCUCCUUCCCGAAGUGAAAGUAGAACCUAUGGAAAACCCGGAAAAUAAUGGUGACAGUGAAGAAAGUUCGGUUGGAAGUCCAACGGACGAAAAUUCGCUCCCCCGUUUUGGUGAAAGUUCAGAAGAAGACAUUCAAAGGUUGUUGGAGCAUCGCUCUUGUAGUGAAAAUACAUGGAGGUCCACAAAAAAUGCCGUGAAAAUUCUCCGCGACUACAUGGAAGAAAAAAGUAUGGAUGUUAACUUCGAGAACUUGGAUAAGGCAGCGUUGAAUGAUCUUUUGCGUAAAUUUUACGUCGAAGCCCGCAAAAAGAACGGCGACUACUACAAGUCUUCUGCUCUGGGAAGCAUACGCUUUGGUAUCCUGCGGUACUUACAGUCACAACAGAGCAAUAUAGACAUCAAAAAUGACCCUGAAUUUACCGAAUCAAACAAAAUUUUUAAAGCUCAGGUGGAGAAGCUCAAAAAGCAAGGCAAAGGCGAGGUAAAUCGUUCCGACAUUGGCCCAGAUGACCUAAAGAAGCUUUACCUGAGUGAUGUCUUGUCGCCAUUCAGCGCCGAUGGCUUGCAACGGAAAGUGUUCUUUGACCUGCUCAUGUAUUUGCCUGGAAAACGGAAUCGUAGUAACGUGAGAGAACAAACCCGGGACACGUUUCUCGUGGGCUAUGAUUCAUCUACUGGCUUGAAGUAUAUUUAUCCUAACCCAGCACAUUGUGAAAAUGUUUUUACCGAUGGAAAAUGUCCUCGAAUGAAUGAGAAACCAGGAAACCCAAGAUGUCCGGUGGCGUCAUUUCUGAAGUACCUGUCGAAGCUGAACCCAAUGAACUUGUACCUAUGGCAGAGACCAAAGGCAUCCUUCAAACAUCACGCUUGUGAAGAUGACCCCAUUUGGUAUGAAAAUGCUGCAGUUGGGCACAACUCCUUAGGGGAAAUGAUGACAAAUAUGUCCAAGCUUGCACGGUUGUCCAGAAUUUACACAAACAACUGUAUCAGAGGUACUUAUGUGGCAAUUCUCGACAGCUUGGUCGAAGACUACCCUCUCAUCACUACUUUAGUAUCCAUACCCAGCUCCCAAAGAUUCCAACAUAUUCUCCCCAGAGAUCCUUGUGAUGAACGUCCAACCAUGGUGCCUGUUACUGGAAAGUAUAUCUCAAGUUCAGAAGGGAAAACAUCCCCAAGAACCAAUGAAGGAGCCCCACCAUCUAGUGCAGAGUCCAAUAGAGAACAGGCUCAACUCACAAAGAUAAUGGUUCCAGGGAAUUUCUCUCAUCUCCAACACCACCCUGGCAAGACAAGAAAUUCUCCUCCUCAAGAAAGUAAUGGAAUUGAUCAUCGUGAGAAGCAAAGGGAUGGAGGCCCAACAAGUCCAACAGAAUCUGUUCUUGGCCUUCCAUACCAUUCCAGUCAUAGAAAUCUCCACAGUCCCUUUGUUGCGUACAGAUUUUCUCAGCUUCAUGCAGCUUCCCAAAAUAACCUAGCACGCAAUCUGCACCAACCAUCACCUAAGACUUCUCUAAGUUUAUCUCAGGGGUCAGUAACUCGGGCAGGAAGUAACCAUGCAGGGCUUGCAAAUUCAAGAGUUGUUUAUUGUCAAACAUUGCCAGCAAUGGCCUCAUCAUCAACGUUGUCACUCACUGCGCAUCGCUCAAGUGAUAAUAGUCCAAUGACAGGAAGUCCUCUAACCACUCAUGUGCUGGACACAGCCAGAGGUUCACCAGCUAAGAACUUGCCAAUUCAGUUGUACUUUGAAGAAAUGCGUCCAGACAGUAGAAUGUGGAAACAUAUUACCUCAGGGGUAACUAAUGCUGAUGGUAGAGUACCCAACUUACUAACUCAAGAACAGUUUAUACCUGGUAAAUACAUGAUCAGAUUUGAGACAGAGGCAUACUUCAAGGACAUUGGGGUUUCUUCAUUUUUCUAUCCAUAUGUAGAGAUCGUGUUUCUCGUCAAUGACUCAUCUCAGCACUAUCAUGUUCCUCUUCUUCUCAGUCCGUUCUCUUACUCAACCUAUCGUGGAAGCUGAAACCUCAUGUGGGCUACUUCAAAGUGGAUACACAGCUGAUGAUUGUCAGAAAAAUGACAAGCUUGUUUACAAAGGCAAUUUCUAAUUUUGUUAUUGGUGUAGGCUGGUGUAAAUUUAGGGACAGGUCUUGUUUGGUUCAUUUUAAGAUACAGUUGCAGAUGUUUUCUUCCAAAUUUUUCAAGAGCUACAACAGAAAGCUUUUGGCAUGUUUGUUAAAUAAAGUUAUACUUUUAUUGUAUCUUUUUAAUUUUUGUUAUUCAGACCCUAUUGAUACAAGUUCACGGUUUAACUCUAGCUGAUAUAAUGUUGGGGUGUGACUAGAACUUCCAUGAAUUUUCAUAUCUUAUCACAACUAUCUAAAAUGGUCUAGAUUAAGCCUGAUAAGUGACAUUAGUCCAGCAUCCUUUCACUGACCUUUGGCAGCCUCAUGCUUGCUUAGAUUUGCAGGGUCUCAAUAGAUAAGGCUUGCGCCUGUUGCUAUUUUCUCUCACCUUAAAGCUUUGUGCCACUGUGUCCUAGUAAGAUAUCAGACAUGCAGAACGAGGUAGAUUUAGUGUUUCCAAGCUCUCAAUCAGGGAGGAGAAAGUGGACCCAAUGCUCAGAAAACUGUAAUCUCUUAUUUUUCACACUAACCAUGGCACUAGAACCUUUUAGUUGAGCUGCAAGGUUCUAGUUCUGGGACCAAACUGGUCUACAUGGCUUUAAGUGCCUGACCAUGCACUUAGGAAUAUUCUGAUUUGCUUCUAGUUUCUAAGCACAAAUUACUCCAUUUAAAAAUAAAUUCAAGGUGACUGUUGGUAUUCUUUGCAGCCAUUAUAAGACUUGUUCAGACUUUUUUCAGAGGGAGACAGCAACCGAAGAAGGUUAAUACUAAUUCUAGUGUGCUUUAAUGCUAGUAAAUUGACUGUGUGGUCAUCAUUUUAACCCUACUUGUGCUGACCAAAGAGGUGCCACUGAUAUCUUAAGAAAAGUUUACCCUAUUUGGAGCAAACAUUGGGGAGAC